AUGGCGACAACGACGACGUCUGCGUAUAACGCAAAUAGACUGGAAGAGUUAAAACGUCUUAUUGAGGGGGAAUUGGACGAGGAACUGCACAAAAUGGAAGAGAAAGGAAUCUUUCCAAAAAGAAGUUUCUGUCGUAAUAGUGACGGCAAUUUCGACAACAAGUGUCCUUAUUCAGCUCCUUAUUGUUUCACUGGGAUAACAUCCAACGGAGACGCGAGUGCACAGAACGUGUGUUCGCCCUCACCAGAUCCAUGUGGCGGAGUUCCCUGUAGCUCACAAGAAAAAUGUGAAACGUACUACCUGAGUGGGGAACCUGGUUUUAGGUGCACAAUCAGUGACGAAGUUGAAGAUUUUGUCCGUUUCUGUGACUUCUGUGAGAAUGACCUUGGAAGGCAGUGCGAGACACUUUCACAAGGCGGGUUUGGUUGCAUGCGGAAAUCAGGAGGAAGUCGGAUACUAAACUGACACAGAGUUGUGAUUAAUUGUAUCUAAUCUGAAGUACUUAUCACGUGGUAGACCAAUGUACCCUACUAGUAAAUAACUAACAUGUGAUGUAUAUUACACCGUCAAAUAACGUGUUAAUAAAAUUAUUAUGUAUACUACAUA
Messenger RNA from Saccoglossus kowalevskii, 606 nucleotides. RefSeq lists its product as uncharacterized. NCBI's taxonomy places the organism in Eukaryota, Metazoa, Hemichordata, Enteropneusta, Harrimaniidae. The record is from RefSeq and is a predicted model, not a curated record.